Messenger RNA from Pangasianodon hypophthalmus (striped catfish), 7839 nucleotides. It is a transcript of the gene kbtbd2, whose product is annotated as kelch repeat and BTB (POZ) domain containing 2. The record is from RefSeq and is a predicted model, not a curated record. Bases 796 to 2757 code for a protein of 653 amino acids. Gene Ontology annotation, molecular function: protein binding. NCBI's taxonomy places the organism in Eukaryota, Metazoa, Chordata, Actinopteri, Siluriformes, Pangasiidae. The transcript has 4 exons.
UUCAGCACGGCAGGAAUCGACUCAUUCUGCUCGACUCCGCGAGUCAGCUCGCUGUAGCUCAGUGUUAUUACUGUUAUUAUUAAUAAUUGUGUUGUUAAUUCAGUCACUUCAUCGGCUUACUUUCGUUCCGACUCAUGGAAAGUUUACAUUCUGGAACAUAAAUACAAAUACAAUACAAAAACGCAGAAUAUUUAAGCGGUUCACGUUAUUGUUUACGGGGUUACAGCUUUUUUUUUCCGAGCUAAACCGAGUUAGCUACAUGACUAGCGUUAGCACUUCCUGAAAGAAUAAAUAUAAAUAAACAGACUCUCUUUCCGGUUAGUAAAUCACAGUUUAGCAGAAUGAAUCGUUUAAGGUUAAUGUUAUUAGUUAAAACAUAUAUAUAUAGAUGCACGGCUUGUGUUUAGCUGGUAUUAGUUUUAUUUUUUAAUUGUCAGAAUUGUUUGCUAGCAAACAGCUAGCGCGCUAACGGUUGAGUAUUAGCAGUUAUUGCUAGCCUUUUGAGCGUAAAAAUAGGUUUUAUAGAUUUUAUUUCUUGGUUGGAUUUGAAACGUUGUUUGUUUUUUUUUAGAGAUUUGAACCGCUUUGUGGAUCCCUGAGACACACUGGACCUCACGCAGCACUGAUACAGUGGCUGAGUCAUCAUCUCGCCCCCUACCUCAUACACUCACGACAAACAGACUGACUUCCCUUCACCUCCCUUUAGUGUCCUGAGUAGAGACUUUUGAAGAUUUUUCGCUGGUUAAAAGUUGAAGCGUGAAGAUUUCCUGGGUUUUUGACUGAUGGGACGUGAGGAUGACGGAGGAAGGGGAAUCCCGCUCGGUGAACUCGCAGUUCGCGGUCUCCGUUCUCGACCAGCUGAAAUUGUUCUACGAGGAGAAGUUACUAACUGACAUCACGCUCCUGGUGGAGGACCAUGAGUUCCACUGCCAUAAAAUCAUCCUGGCCACAUGCAGCUCUUACUUCAGGGCAAUGUUUAUGAGUGGACUGAGCGAGAGCAAACAGUCCCAUGUCCACUUGAGGAACGUCGAUCCCAUAACACUGCAGACCAUCAUUGCAUAUGCUUACACAGGAAACCUGGAAAUUACACACAGUACAGUGGAGUUACUGUAUGAAACAGCUUGCUUUCUACAGGUGGAUGGCGUGGUGUGUGCUUGCCGGGACUUUCUCCUGCGCUCGCUCUCGGUGGAGAACUGUGUGCGUAUCCUGAGUUUGGCUGAUGCGUUUGGCUGCGCUGAGCUGAAGCGCAGUGCCCAGCGCGUGGUGGAACUGAACUUUCGACAUGUGUGUCGAGGCGAGGCCUUCCUUCAGCUCUCUCACACCCUGCUGCUGGAACUGCUGGGCAGCGAUGCACUGGACGUAGAGCGCGAAGAGACCGUGCGACAGGCAGCCGCGCUGUGGCUUGAGCACGAUGCUGCACACCGAGAGCGUCACCUGUCAGCUGUGCUUAGCCUUGUGCGCGUUGAUGCCUUGGCCGAGAUCACGCAGCGCGCUUGGUUUCGUGGCUUACCGCAAAAUCACAAGUCCAUCGUCAUACAGGGACUGUACAAAUCCAUGCCCAAGUUCUUUAAGCCACGAUUGGGCAUGACAAAAGAGGAAAUGCUCAUUUUUGUGGACACCGAUUCAUCAAGCGAUUACAGCAAUCAUGACUUUCAUCGCCCUCCGAGCGAAUUUAACAAUUUGCAUUUGCGACGCUCACCUAGCAAUAAUAACGACGACGAUUUACCUUUACAUCACUUGCCUAGCAGUAACGAUGAUUCACAGCGCUCGAUUACAUGCUACAGCCCUCAAGCUGAAAAAGUGUACAAGCUAACGAGCCCUCCGGAUGACUUGCGCAGAUUUGGAAUCCUUGUCACACCCGAUAAUGAUGUAUUUGUUGCUGGAGGCGAACAGCCAGUGAAAAAUGGCAAAUGGAAGGCAGUCCAGAGUUUCUAUUGGUUGGAUGCACAGCAGAACGCAUGGGUGGCAAAAGCAGCCAUGUUGACCGCACGCACACGCCCCACACUCGUCUUCUGCCACGGAUUUGUCUAUGCCAUCGGAGGAGGCGGCUACGAUGACAUGGGUGGAAGCCAUGACGAUGAUGUCACAAUGGAAUGUUACGAUCGCAGAAGAGAUGAAUGGAGUGCGACAAGCCCAAUGCCAACACAUAGCUCCUUGAGCCAAAACAACAUGGCCGCCGUAGCUGUUAACGACCGCGUUUAUAUCAUUAUCCACGAUGCUAUGUUUUGCUAUUCGCCGCGUAAUGACGUCUGGACAGAAAUAAUGGCGCAGAGAAGAAGAAGCUGUUUAGGCUCCGCCUCCUUUUUUUCAGGCACUGCCACUGCUGCUGUUCUUGGUGACCUCAUUUUCUAUGUUAGCGGAGGAGGAGACAGCGCUAUGGAGAUUUACGAUACAAGUAGGGACGAAUGGCGCACGAUUGCUGCGGUGCCUGUUGCCGAUGGCGAUGGUGCAGCUGUAUCAGAGGUGUGCGUGCGGGCUGUGGUUCUGUUCGAUACGUUAUGCGUGUUUGUGCGCGAACGUCAUGGAGGCUACGCGCUAAUACGUUAUGAUGCAACACGAGAGCGGUGGCUCCGCCCCCAGCCCAUUCCCCACCGUGCCCUAGGUCGUCUCGGCAAUCGCUUACGCCUUGCCGUUGCCAAGCUCUACCCAUCCUGCCUCACUGAGUUGCCGUGGAAACCACCAGCAUGCCCAUUCCCACCUGACGAUGAGGAAGAGUUUAGCACGGAUGGAGAAACUCUAGAGUUGCCAGAUUUAUAAAGAAACAGCGGCCAUUUUUAAAUCUGGACCGAAAGACUGCAGCGGCUGCUCUAAAUGGUGGCCAAUCUGAACUUAGAGACAUGUACAGAAACAGCGGCCAUUUUGAAACAUUUUGAUGUUUACCUUUUAGUAAAGGGUGGGCAUGUCAGAUCAGAGCCUUUGUUUCUGAGGUGACUAACUGAAUGAGGUUAAAACCUUUAAAAGCAUUAAUGAUGUCCAAAGUAAUUAGCGCGCAGCUGUGUUAGUGAGCAUGCUCGAGGAGAAACGCUAACAGGCUGAGAACUGUAAAAGACGGCCAGGGAAUCCGAUGUGUUCUGUUUUUAACAAGGAACGAGUACUCACGGCAUCCAUCUUUAAUCCACCCCGUGAUGUUUAACUUAUUUGUGAGGUGAAGAGAAAAGGUAAACAAACAUCCAAGAUGGCCCGGAUGUGUAGCGUAAAGCAGAUAGCAUUUUGUUUAACAGGUUUGCUGAGGGAGGGAGAGCAAUGAGAAUGGGGGAAAAAAAAAAACAAAAAAAACAAAAACAUCCAAGGUAGCAAACGGCUGGACAAUUACUGUGUAGAGAAUGACAGCCAUCUUGAAUCCACCAUGAGGCAAAAAGACUGCGAGGUGCUCAAGAUGGCCGACACGUUUAGCGCGUCUCGGACCGGAAACCUCUUCGAGAGGGCUGCGGCGUUAAGCGUACUCAGAACAAGCAGCCAUUUUGGAUUUAAACCAUCUGUUAACGUUACGCAGGUAGAGGAAGUGUAAAAAAAAUUUUCAACGAUUUUGAGACUUUACUGUGGAACCGGGUUGUCCUCCGUGACGGCCCAUCCCCCGCCUGUGAUGUCGCCACUGACCACGUGUAUGUAUGAUGAUGCAAUCGAUGGUGUAGAGCUGAGCUCAUCGUCGCUCCACAGACUGGUUUCUACUGUUCAUUAAUGCAUUAUUACUAUUUCUCAUUUCUCAAUGGUUCUGAUGAUGAUGAUGAUGAUGCACUUGCUUUCAAAUCUUCCACAAUAUGGCUGCCGUGUACAGGAGUCUGUCUCUGUGUGUGUGUGUGUGUGUGUGUGUGGCAUUGUUUUUUUUUGUUAAACGAGCAGUGUUUGACUGCAGGUUCGGUCAUGUAAAUGUUUUUUAGGUAAACCUGUCAGCUCUGAUCUUCACUGCAUCUACACCAACCACACUAAGUGUGUGUCUGAAUCUAAAGGACUGAGUGGACUUACGUACUUCGUCUCACGGUGUCAUAUUUCCAUCAAACGCUCGUUAUGCAAAUUUAUACAGCUAAACAAUAGCUUUGUGGUGGGCGGGGUUAACGAGCUUAAGAGCUUCAGGUUAAAUCGAAUCAACCAAUCACAGAGUUAUCCGUGACAUCAUGACUAGCCUUUCUUUGGUUCUGUGUUAAAAUAAUUGACAUUAUGACUUCUACAAGAGAAUGGUUUAGCAACGUUAGCUAAACACACAUUACCUAGAUGUUAUCUAACGUUAUCCCACUGCCAGCCUUCAUCUCCGGCUCAGCCUCAGCAGGAAGACGCAGCGAUACGAUGAGCUUUUCUGAUCGCAGUAUCGUCGCUGCACCGAAACAGGUGCACAAUAGUGCUGGGCGAUAUUGAAGAAAAAAAAUACAUAUAUUUUUUCAACUUUAUGAACUAUUCUCGAUUACAGUUUUUUUUUUUUUUUUUUUUUUUUUUGUUCUUACAUAAUGCAAUUGAAAAAUUAUGCAAUUUAUUUAUAAAGUCUUUUUAAAAAACUGUAUUAGAAAAUGUAGAUGUGCAAAAAUAGUAACAGUGGAAACUAUAGUAAAUAGUGCAAACAAUCGUUCUUUUAAAUAAAGGACAUUUAAAAAAAAAAAAAAAAAAAAAAAAAAGAAAAGAAAAAAACAUUAGCUUUGUUUACAUGCAGAGCAAAUUGCGUUUAAGGUCUAUAUUCGGGUUGCAGCCGUUUUCCGAAUACGAUGUUUAUACGCGUACAGGCAUCGGAAUAUUCCUGUAUACAUGGUUUGGUUGUAAGUUGGCAUUCCUAAAUAACCAGCCUACAGCUACGCAUCUGUUAGCACCUGAGUUGCUGAGCUGACUGAGCUGCGCAUAUAUCUCCUUUCAGUGGCUUUUCUGAUUAAGGCGUUUACAUGCAGCACAUCUCUGAUUAAUUAUUGUCUUAUUCUGAAUCGGGAAAUCGGAUUGCGGUGUUUACGUGUGCGGUGUUUACUCAAUAUUAAUUUAGUAUAUCGCCAAAUUCCGAUUAAUAUCGGAGUAUUGAUGUGCAUGUAAACGUAGUCGUUGUUUGCACUAUUUGCUAUAGAUGGCGCUGUUACUAUUUUUGCACAACGUAAGUGAACCGUUCUUUCUCGACAGAGUAAACAGGGACCGCGUCUUUCGUGACGUGAAACGUCACCGCACCUGAGAAGUCAGCUUGGGGUGUUCUUCUCAAAUCCGAGUUCGUCACGUCAACAUGGCUGCUCACAGCAUCAGAAAUAAACACAGAAAAACGUCUUCCCUUUAAAUGAGUUAUACGGUAUUUACAGGUAUUAGCUUUCGAUUAAUCAACUUGCAGAAGUAUUCGUUUGUUGAAUCUAAAACACUGACUGUGUAGUUCGCUGUUGGAGAAAGAAAAUAUACGUCGCUCAUCCGAGUUAGCUGCCUGGCCAACAGAAUACGAACAUGAGGGCGUCAGUUUUCCCAGAAUGCCGUAAUUGUGACCGGCGAAUUACUGCUUACGAUGUAAUGCAGCGUUUAUUUUACAUGAACUUGCUCAUCUGACUUUUGAAACCAAUUCCAUCUCUCUCUGAAGUGAUAUUUGAACAUGUCUUUGCUACGAAAAUCGCCCAGCACUAGUUGACAGAAUCACAUGUUUAAAAGUUCAGAGAGAUUGUUAAACUUGAUUUUGUGCAAUGAGGUCACACUUGUAGAUGGCGUCUGGCCAUGUUUAGUGACUAAAAGUACCAGGUUCUCCAGCAGCAGCCUGAAAACUGACAUGUGUUCCAGCAAAGCCAUGUAACAUUACGUAGCUAGCCAGUUUCUCUGGCAUGCAAGCUAACACUAAGCUAAUAUUUUGUGGAAUUAAAUGCUAGGCACAAUGUCUAACUGACAAGCUGAAAAGCUAGUGGUGAUGUCACUUUGAGUUCAGUUUAAGUCUUGCCCCUCUUCACGCAAGGUAAACCUGUCACUUGGCCAAAUCGGGAUUUGCUAAGUGUUGGUAAAGUAAGCGUUAUGAAGCGUAAUAAACAUGACGUGUUCUGGCUUUGCUGAUGGACGCGUCCCAAACCAGCAGCAUAGCAGAACAGCGCACACUCUGACACCUGUGUAUCUGCUCCGAUCUGGUUUAGUAUCCUCCGAGCGACAUUUUACCAGCUUUAUUCAGAAUCUGGGUUAAACCUACCAUUAAUUUGCGAGUGAUGAUGACCCCUUGCUAGCCUUUACAUUUUUUACACAGCAGUUUACAAACAUAUAAACCCUGUUUUUUCCUUUUUUUGAUAAGUAAUUUGUGAUUGUUGCAUUGAUUAAUUUCAAUUAUUGCAAUUUAAAUCAUUGCAUUGAUCCUAAUCUGUUUUGACGCACCAUUAAGUAAAGCGGGAUACAGUUUGGGAUACAACCCAAAGCUAAAAAUCUUACCUGCUAGAUGACUAAGCCCAGGAACUAAACAUGAGUCCUACUGAUCGUCAUGGUAACCGAAAGGCUAAUCUGCCUAGCUAGCUGGAUGGCCAGCAUCUGUAACCAAGGUACAGUGGAGCUUUGCGGUUGCUGGUUGGCUGAAAACUAGCUUUGAAAAUGUUAUGUGCUUAUAGUGGCGAAUAGUUUUGAGGCAAAGUUUGGGACGCAGCCCAUGUCCGAGUCGUCAAGGUGUCCAGGAAAGCUUUUUGUUUGUUUGUUUGCUAAACACUCACCUAGCUAACACGUUUGGUGUUGUAGUUUUUUUGUUACAUUAUUCAAUAUGGUGCCAGUUUGGUGGUUUGGGACACAGCCCAUGACGUGACACCUGGUUUGGGAUGCGACCCACGUCUGAGACGUCAGCCCAAAAACACUUUUUGCCAAACACUUAGCUGUCUUCACUUUGACAUUAUUUAGUAUGAGGGCUUGUGGUUUGGGACGCAGCCCAUGAAUGUGGCAAGUUGUCAUUAGUGAAAUGUGACACCUCGUUUGGGACGAAGCCCACGAAGUCCUUUCCAGAAUAUUCUGCAGUGCAGCAGUUGAUGGAAACACACAUUUCUGUAAGAUAACUGUUACCAUAGUGUUCGAGAGCGAUCGUGUGUGUGUGGGUGUGUGUGUGUGUGUGUGUUUGUGUGUGUUUUGGGGGGGGUUUCAUGGUUUUGUUAUCAGAGCCUUUGCCACUAUAACAGAGGGAUUAUGGGUAAUGUGGGGUUUAACUGGUUACUGAGUGUGAUGAUGUAGAGUUCCGACAUACACUCAGCCUGUCCCUCAGCACUGUACUGCACACACACCUUUAAUUUAUUAUUAAACACCUCACAAACACUCCGCCUCUGUCUUUAUUCAUCGCCGCAAUACAGCUGGGUGCAAAAGUUUACGCCCCCCUUUUGGUUUCUGAAUGCAGUUUAUCUAUAAAACAGAAUUGUGUUUGUGUAUUUUCUUCUGAUUGCAAACUAAAUUUUACAGCGGUUGAAACUCAGCUUCACACUGUAUGAAUUUUGGACCAAAAAAACAAAAAACACACGUUAUAAAAGAAUUCUUUGGUUGCAAGCUGAGAUUGACAGUUUUAAAACGCAUCACGUUCUGUCUGAGAAAGUUUUUUAAUAAAGCCUCAGGGUGUGAACUCUGCUACGACGCUCACCGGACUCACGGGACAGCUACAAAUACGGCAACGCCAAUGACGAAACGCCGACGGAACAGUAGCAAAAGUAGCAGAAUUUCCUCAUUACCUCGAGCUCUUUUGUGCAUGAGCUGAUUUCCGGAUCACGCUGAUUAACGUCGGAAGCAGAACCUAGUAAUUUUCUUUCAUCACAGGUCUAUCGUCAGAGGAUCUUCUUUAUGUAAUCUGACUUGGAGAUCACACACGUUACUACUUCUUUUAAAGAAAUCGGCCAAGAUUUUAUUGGGAUCGAAAACAAAAUAUUCUUAAAAUACAGCUGAAAUCGGAUUUACGUCAGCAGG